UGGACAAAUUAUUGGAGCUCUGAGUUUGUUUCUUCCAGUCUUAAGUGAUUGUGAAGUUUGUUUCUGCCCUGUGCGUAGUUGAUAAGAUGGCAAAAAUGGACCAAUUUUGACAAGAUGUAGUGCUGCAGCGUGCCCGAUGGGAUAUGUUCAGUCAUGGCAUCCGAACUUUGUAAGACGAUCUCUGUGGCAAGGCUGGAAAAGCACAAAAAUUUGUUCUUAAAUUAUAGGAAUCUGCACCAUUUCCCAUUGGAGUUACUGAAAGAUGAGGGACUACAGUACUUGGAGAGACUCUAUAUGAAAAGGAACUCCCUUACAACCUUGCCAGAAAACCUUGCUCAGAAGCUUCCAAACCUUGUGGAACUGUACCUUCACUCAAAUAACAUAGUUGUGGUUCCGGAAGCCAUUGGGUCCCUUGUAAAACUCCAGUGUUUGGAUCUUAGUGACAAUGCCUUAGAAAUUGUUUGCCCAGAAAUUGGUCGUCUGAGAGCUUUACGUCAUCUUCGAUUAGCUAAUAACCAACUGCAAUUCCUACCUCCAGAGGUUGGCGAUUUGAAGGAGCUGCAGACACUAGACAUUUCUACCAAUCGUUUGCUAACUUUACCCGAGAGGCUUCACCUGUGCCUUUCUCUGCAGUACCUCACUGCGGACCGAAAUCGUCUGUGGUGUGUGCCGCGCCAUCUCUGCCAGCUGCCCAGCCUCAAUGAGCUCUCCAUGGCUGGAAACCGUCUUGCAUUUUUGCCACUUGAUUUAGGUCGAUCUCGAGAACUACAAUAUGUGUACGUGGAUAACAACAUUCACCUGAAAGGCUUGCCAUCCUAUCUGUACAAUAAAGUCAUCGGGUGCAAUGGCUGUGGUGCUCCCAUUCAAGUUUCCGAGGUGAAGCUGCUUUCCUUUUCAUCAGGGCAACUAACCGUUUUCCUCCCUGCCGAGGUGAAGGCCAUAGGGACAGAGAAUGAUCACGUCCUGCCUCUGCAAGAGUUGGCCAUGAGGAGUCUGCAUCACACCUACCACAGUUUCCUAAAAGAUUUGGACUUUCUGUCUCCAGUCUCGUUACCCAGAAGUCUCCUGGAGCUGCUACACUGCCCCCUGGGGCACUGUCACCGGUGUAGCGAGCCCAUGUUUACGAUUGUCUACCCCAAGCUCUUUCCCUUGAGAGAGACACCGAUGGCAGGGCUGCACCAGGGGAGGACAGCUGUUAGUUUUGUGGCUUACUGCUGCUCCACCCAGUGUCUGCAGACUUUUGACCUACUGAGCUGAUAAACACUCAGGAGCCUCAGGAGUAUUGCCAGCUUGACACACAGUCGCCUGCAUAUCACACGCUGUUUGUGCGGCAGAGUGACAGGAGAGGCCAGCCUGGCUGAGCAGGCCCUUACAUCCAGUCCCGUCAAAGGCGGGGGGACUGCAGAACACUCUGUAAAUGUCAUGAUUGGGCUUCAGGGCUAAAAUGCCUUCACCCUUCCUCUAAGUUGGAAUAUAUCCUCCCCAAAAUUAA
Messenger RNA from Ceratotherium simum simum (southern white rhinoceros), 1492 nucleotides. The record is from RefSeq and is a predicted model, not a curated record. Lineage: Eukaryota; Metazoa; Chordata; Mammalia; Perissodactyla; Rhinocerotidae.